Orbicella faveolata is the source of this 1474-nucleotide messenger RNA. RefSeq names its product succinate dehydrogenase [ubiquinone] cytochrome b small subunit B, mitochondrial-like. Gene Ontology annotation, biological process: mitochondrial electron transport, succinate to ubiquinone; tricarboxylic acid cycle. Gene Ontology annotation, molecular function: heme binding; ubiquinone binding. Gene Ontology annotation, cellular component: mitochondrial envelope; membrane; respiratory chain complex II (succinate dehydrogenase). NCBI's taxonomy places the organism in Eukaryota, Metazoa, Cnidaria, Anthozoa, Scleractinia, Merulinidae. The record is from RefSeq and is a predicted model, not a curated record.
CGCACGCGUUACGUAAAGGAAGGCUGGGACUGCAAAGAAUCAAGAUGGCGGCUAUUUUGUACUCUCGUCUUUGCAUUAGAAACAGUGGCCGACUAGUGUGUUCGCUUGGAAGGCCUGUUCUCGCGUCAUCGACCGUUUCUUGCACUCCAAGGGUUCAAAGUGUGGUUCUGAAAAAGACUGUCCAUUCUUCGGCAAAUCACAAGGCUGAGCUUGAACUGUCCCCUUCUCAGCCAUCCACUCAUUGGAAAGGAGAACGUUAUGUUAGUGUUGCCCUUCUGACUUUGAUUCCUGCAGGAAUCAUUUACCCAUCAGCUGCAGUAGACUGGGCUCUUGCUGUUGUUAUUCCUUUGCACAACCACUGGGGUGUUGGUCAGGUGCUAACAGACUACAUACAUGGCUCAACAAUGCCGAAAGUUUCCAAGGGUAUCUGGUUGGCUGUGUCGAUAUUACAAUUCAUUGGCCUCUGCUAUUUUAAUUAUGCUGAUGUUGGUAUCUGCAAGGCUGUCAGUAUGAUCUGGCACAUGUAGAAAUACCAAGAGUGAUUGUACAUGACCUUCUGUUCUUACAGUUCAUGUUUGUGUUAAAACAGGUAGUUAAAGAAUUAGGAUGAGGAGACAAGAAGUGGUUCUCCAGUUUCUUAAUUAUUGGUCUGUGUGAGAUUGUAAGGGGUGAUGGAUGGUAAAAUCUGACACUCACCCUGAGAACAUGACAAAAUUUAAACUGGUCAGUUUGAGAUGAGAAGAUUUCUGCAAAAUCUGUGCCUGUGCCUGUGCCUGUGCCUGUGAAACCUUUACACCAUUUAGAAAGAGGAUAUGUAGUUUUAAUAACACAACAUUGAUGUACAUUUAAAAUUUCAUCCAUAAUUGUAACAGUAUCAGUGCUUGAUCUAGGAGAGGGUUCUAGGGGUGCUGCUCCCCUUCUCUGCAUAUUAACUAUUUAUUAACUAAGAGUGAGGUCUUGAUGGGAAAAUUUCAAACCUCGGCCUUGCCGUAUUGACCUUGGGUACAGCAAGGCAGAGGUUUGAAUUCUGUUAAGACUGAAUGUUUGAGGUUAAUGAGUUAUCUAUUAUAUGGCUUUUUGCUUUCCUUUUGCAUGCCCAUUAUUGGCCCAUGGCCAUUACGGUUGAAUAGUGCCCUAGAAUUAGCCAAUCAGUGUGCACGUUAUAUCAACUACAAACACAAGUCAUAUAGUAAACCUGAAUUACACAAGGCUUGAAGUUCUGAAAGGUUCCCUUUUUUGAGCACUCUAGGAUUCAUCUCCAAAUAUGUAACUAACUCCUACUCUGAUUACCAAUAAUUGGUUAGUACCAUCUAGUUCUAAACAGAAAUAGUUUGUCAUUAUUUUUCUUGACAUGGAAAGUUGAUCAAAUAGUUUUAAUUAAAAUUACUGUAGUAAUAAAAUUGUUAUUCUGUUGUUACACCAGACUUUCCUUGAGCAGUUACUAACAAAUAAAUGUUUUAAUAUAUGACUGUUA